AUGAGAGCUGCAGAAGCUACUCAAUUCUUGUUGAAUUUGAAUCCAAACCCGAAAAAUACGAAGGCAGUUUAUUGUUAUACGAUGUCUGCAUCUAAUCAAGAUUCUUUUUUCGAGCAGCCAAGAUUGGUUACCGAGAAAAUCUCGGCAAAACCUCAGAGUGAAGGUGUCGGUGCUGUUGUUAGAAGAAGCAUUGGAAGGCCUGAAGUGAAGUACUUCGAUCCUUUCCUCAUGUUGGACGAGUUUGCAGUUUCACCUCCGGCCGGAUUUCCCGACCAUCCCCAUCGAGGUUUUGAGACUGUUACAUACAUGUUGCAGGGGGCCUUCACUCAUCAAGAUUUUGCUGGUCACGAGGGUACAAUACGCACUGGUGAUGUCCAGUGGAUGACUGCAGGGAGGGGUAUUAUUCACUCAGAAAUGCCGGCUGGAGAAGGUACUCAAAGAGGUUUGCAAUUGUGGAUAAAUCUCUCUUCUGAGGACAAAAUGAUUGAACCAAGGUAUCAAGAACUGCUGGAUGAGGACAUUCCGAGGGCAGAGAAAGAUGGGGUCGAGGUUAAAGUCAUUGCAGGGGAAGCUAUGGGGAUUCAUUCUCCGGUGAAGGUGUGUUUGGCUCCCACAACUCGCCAGCCUCGACAGCUCACCACCUACUGA
Messenger RNA from Fraxinus pennsylvanica, 648 nucleotides. The record is from the annotation of a GenBank genome assembly. Lineage: Eukaryota; Viridiplantae; Streptophyta; Magnoliopsida; Lamiales; Oleaceae.